CUUUUUGCUUUAACUUCCCAUUAUCCCCUCAACAUUUAACCACUCUGACUUGACUUUCAAUUGCUAUUUCGUUUCUAUUUAUACACACAAAACUUUCAUACUAAUAUUGUUGAUUGAUCAUCUGUCUGCUUUCCCUCUCACCAACAAUGACAACCAUCCACUGCAGAUUCUUCCUCGUCGUCUCCUCCCUCUUGUUAGGUUUUUCAACUAAGACAGCUUCAGCAACCGUGUUCAAUCUCCACAACAACUGUCCUUACACAGUCUGGCCUGGUUCAUUAACAGCAAACGGAGAACCACUCCUCCUACAAUCAAACUCCAUACUCCCACCCGGAGACUCAAUCACACUGAAUCCACCAGCAGGUUGGUCAGGCCGAUUCUGGGCCCGAACAGGCUGCAACUUUAACACAAACGGUCAAGGAAACUGCUCGACAGGCGACUGUGGCGGGCUAAGUUGCACAGGAGGUGGACUCCCUCCAGUCUCACUCGUAGAAUUCACUUUAAACGGCGCCGGCAGAAUGGACUUCUAUGACGUAAGCUUAGUAGACGGUUACAAUGUCGGGAUUGGUGUAAAGCCCAUAAAUGGUGGAACGGGUAAUUGUGAGUAUGCUGGAUGCGUGGAGGAUCUAAACGGGUCAUGCCCACCCGAACUACAAGUGAUAGACCCGGCCCAAGAAGGUGUAGUAGUGGCGUGUAAGAGUGCAUGCGCUGCGUUUAAUAGACCAGAGUAUUGUUGUUCCGAGGAUCAUGCAACACCUGAAACGUGCUCACCAACGGAGUAUUCGGAGUUGUUUAAGAAUGCGUGUCCAAGUGCGUAUAGUUAUGCAUAUGAUGAUGCUUCCAGCACUUGUACUUGUGUUGGCUCUGAUUAUCUCAUCACUUUCUGCCCUUCAGCUGUGUGAUUUAUUCUUAAAUUUGUUUUUGUUUUGUU
Messenger RNA from Amaranthus tricolor (Joseph's coat), 928 nucleotides. Its product is annotated as pathogenesis-related protein 5-like. Gene Ontology annotation, cellular component: extracellular region. The transcript is spliced from 2 exons. The coding region runs from base 147 to 899 and encodes 250 amino acids. Gene Ontology annotation, biological process: defense response. NCBI's taxonomy places the organism in Eukaryota, Viridiplantae, Streptophyta, Magnoliopsida, Caryophyllales, Amaranthaceae. The record is from RefSeq and is a predicted model, not a curated record.